Molecule: messenger RNA, 1195 nt
Organism: Sarcophilus harrisii (Tasmanian devil)
Lineage: Eukaryota; Metazoa; Chordata; Mammalia; Dasyuromorphia; Dasyuridae
Gene: LYPD3
Product: LY6/PLAUR domain containing 3
Exons: 5
Coding region: 20-1063 (347 amino acids)
Cellular component (GO): plasma membrane
Source: RefSeq, a predicted model, not a curated record
GCAGCAGGACGGAGCAGCCAUGGAGAGAAAGUGCAGCCCAGGGAUCCUCGGGGCCACUGUCCUGCUCUUGUCCCUGCUCGGCCCAGGUGCCUCGGCUCUUCAGUGCUACAGCUGCAUCCAGAAAGCCGACGGAGGAUGUUCCCUAGAGAAGAUGAAGGUGGUUACCUGCCCUGCACACCUGGGGGUCUGCACAGAGGCUGUGGGGGCUGUGGAGACCAUCCACGGGCAGUUCUCGCUGGCCAUCCGCGGCUGUGGCUCAGGACUCUCGGGAAAGAAUGACCGGGGGCUGGACCUGCACGGGAUCCUGGCCUUCCACCAGCUGCAUCAGUGCGACAAGGACAAGUGCAACAACCAGCUCAACCUGACCUCCCACCGCCUGAACCCCAGCGGGAACGAGAGCGCCCACGAGCCCAACGGAGUGGAGUGCUACAGCUGCGUGGGGCUGAGCCGGGAGGCCUGCGCGGGCUCUAAGCCCCCCCUGGCCCAGUGCUACAACGCGGGGGACCGGCUGCACAAGGGCUGCUUUGACGGGAACGUCACCCUGACCGCAGCCAACGUGACGGUGUCCUUGCCGGUGCGCGGCUGCGUGCAGGACGAGGGCUGCACCCGAGACGGGGUGACGGGCCCCGGCUUCUCCCUCAGCGGCUCCUGCUGCGAGGGCUCGCGCUGCAACGCCGACCUCCGCAACAAGACCUACUUCGCUCCGGGCAUCCCCCCCCUGGUGGUGCUGCCCCCGCCCACCACCGCCCGCCCCAAUUCCACGGCCACGAAGCCCUCGGCGCCCAGCCCCGCUGCCACGGCUCCCCCGGCCCCCUCCGCGCGCCGGCCCCCCGCCCCCACCCCGCGGGCCCCCGCCCCCCGCUCCGAGGCCCCCGCCCCCGCCCCCCGCUCCGAGGCCCCCGCGGAGACUCCCCGCGAGGAGGGCGGGGCCGGCAGGGGGGCCGUGGGCCACAGCGACCGAAGCAACGCGGGGCAGCUCCCCCCCAAGGGCGGCUCCCCGCGCCCCCUGGCCCUGCCGCUGGCGGCGCUCCUGGCGGCCGCGGCCGCUACCGCGCUCCCGUGAUCCCCCGGGACACGCCCCCGAACCCAGACUCCCUCUGCCCGGGGCUGGGCCGGUCCCGCCCCAAGCCAGCCUCUCCCCGCCCCGCCCGCCAGGCGAGCAGGUCUCCUGGAAAAUAAAACCACCGCCUAUUUA